CUUUUGAAGAGAAAGUAGGCCCAAAUGUACGCUACAUCUAUCGAUAACCUUCAAAAUGUGACAAACUAAAUCUUUCUGCAUGGGAACAUUUAUAGUGUUGGAGAGGAUACACGUCUGUGGAAUUGCUUAUUAUCUCCAGAAUUGCUACAAAAGGUCAGGUUUAUGUUAAGUUUGGAUUUAGAUAUAUCUGUUUUUUUUAUUGUAAAUUCCUCAUUGUAAGGGCAAUGACCUCAUCUUAUUUAUCAUGACAGGCUACAUGACAGUUGUGUGUUCUGUGGCUCUCUUUAUUUGAAGUCCGCACUGAACGUCAAUUUGAAUAAUCCACGUUGAGACAUGUUUAUUUGUUUAUAGAGUGUCCAAUAAUAAGAUUAGUAUCAGUUUGCUCUCCACAGCAGGCUUGAGGUCGGAGUAUCUUCACUGUCACCCCGAGAGUGUUUCUCUUCUUUUCUUCAAAGCAACAGGUGCUUCUGGAUGUGAUGCUGCAUUCAGGGGACAUGUGGGAAUCGGGUACCUAUACCAGUCUUUUCUAUGACAGUCUUCUUUCUCAGCUUCGAGUUGGAUAAUAGCGUUCGAGACAGCUGACCUUUGUUUACUAAACAAGAGCAACCCUCGCGGUAUUUAGUGCAGCGCCACUGUGACUGUCAAUUAGUCGCAUCCACGAUCUUUAUUGGAGGCGUUUGAACGCCUCACAGACCCCGCCUCUCGUGAAUAGUUGGGAGUUUUAAUGCCCCUGGGUGUCAACGGAGAAGUUGAACUCUCAGGCCAGUAAUCAGGUCGACGGCCCUCCGAGGAGGUCUCUGUGCUCCCCUCGCUGUGCUCAGUCUCUGGUUCAGCUGGACGCCAGUCCGCAUCUCCACUGUCAGCAUGUCAGCGUCCCCUCGGUUCUUCACGGAGAGGGAGGCGGCCCUCCACAGCACCAAGGACUCCUGCUGGGUGCUGCUGGGGAACAGGGUGUACGACGUGACCUCUUUCUUGCGGACGCACCCGGGCGGGGAGGCGCUCAUACUCGGGCGGUCAGGCGGGGACGUUCGCCGGGAGAUGGAAGGACCCCCGCACCGGCACUCGGAGAACGCCCGGCGGUGGAUGGAGCAGUACUACAUCGGAGAGUUGGAAGGAGACAGCGGCACGGACGAGGCACAGACUCUGAGAGAGAGGAGGAAAGCCAGUGAGACGGGAGACGAGACGACGGACGAGAAUGCCGAUUACAACCGCUGCAGCUCCGUGGACCUGGACAAGGAUUUGGUGGACUGGCGGAAGCCGCUGGCAUGGCAGGUCGGCCACCUGGGAGAGAAGUAUGACGCGUGGGUUCAUCAGCCCGUCGACAGACCAAUCAGACUGUUUGGAAACCCGUUGCUGGAGGCCAGCACCAAGACUUCCUGGUACUGGGUACCAGUGGUGUGGCUUCCUAUUGUGUUUUAUGUCAGUUGGCACUGCUACACCACCCUGGCUAAGGGCACCACAAGGCUCGACCUCACAUCAGGCAUCUCAGUCCCGAUCCACAAGUACUUCUUCCCGCCGCUCUUUCUGCUGGGCUGGUUCUUGUGGUCGUUCAUCGAGUACUGCAUCCACCGUUUUGUCUUCCACAUGAAACCGCCGGGCCACAACUACUACCUCAUCAUGAUCCACUUCCUCCUGCACGGACAGCACCACAAGUCUCCGUUCGACGGCUCCCGGCUGGUCUUCCCCCCCGGCCUGGCCUCCCUGGUGGUGGGAAGCUUCUAUCUCCUCCUCUGCAGGACGCUCCCUGAGAUCCUCGGGACGUCCGUGUUCGUCGGAGGCCUGUGUGGCUACGUCGUGUACGACAUGAUCCACUACUACCUGCACUACGGUUCGCCCAAGAGGGGCUCGUACAUGUACGGCCUGAAGGCCUACCACGUCAAACACCACUUUGAGCACCAGAGGGCAGGUUUCGGAAUAACCUCCACGUUCUGGGACCACCCCUUCAAAACAGUCAUCCCCGGGGAGAAAUUCUAACACGGAGACGGCUCUCCUGAAUGACCCUCCAGCUAGCGACCCGCCCACGUGCUGUAACCACCCCGUAUUUCAAACUCCGCCGCCACAGCUUUACCAAACCACGGAGGAUCCGACGAGUACAUCUUCCUCUUUGACUCCGGCUCGCCAAACAUUACUGGCCCGAGCUCGGUCAUGUGGGUGCGCACCAGGACGCACCAGGACGCACCAGUACACACCGGUUCCUCUCUGUGAUCAUGCACGUGCACAUCUGUGUACUUCCAGCUGUAGAAUAGUAUAUUGCACAUUCAAAAUCACACUGAAGAAAACGCGCUCUUUGCCCGCUUCCUAAAUGUUCGCCAGCAGCGCGAAAGGACGCGGUCGCACGUGCGCAAAAUUUGCAUCUCCACUUUCAACUUCAGCGCCAUCGCAGCCUCAACGUGCGCGCUUGGCCCCAGUUGGCUCCGCCCACGUACAGCUUUGAAUAUCGCCUCAUGUGUGACCACGCCCUGACGCCAAAUGAACGUAGACCCACAUUCACGCAAAAAGAAACCGUGUGCAGCCGUCUAGAGAGGUUCUUUUGGCCUCACUGUACAGCUGUGAACGGAGAACGUUUGGUUUCAGAUAUUUGAACAUGCUGUUGGGAUUUAAUUUAUUAUGCAAUGUCAUGCUAAUGUCACAUAAAGCCAAGUCCCACAUGUUUCUAACCACUAGAGAUAUAUUUUUGCAAGUCUUUUGUAAUACCUCGUCCGUUUUCCGUUUCGUCGUUCACGACACAACAAAGAUGUCGAAACGAUAUUUUGUAAGAUGCAAAAGAGGAAGGUGUUUAAUUGCGUGAGCAGACUUUCUUUUUUUUUAUCGCCGCUGCGUUGAGAAAACAAAUGUGUUGGGAUGUAGAGAUGGAUGGAUGUAGUGCGUUGCCAUGGCGUCAGAGGGACGGAGCUGAAGGCAUGAGGCCGGCCUGUCAGACUUCCUGCUGUGGGGAUCUCGGGGUUCUUUUAUUUUUUCGUGGCCCCCAACAGGAUGACGAUGGAUGCACCAUUUGACCGGGCAGCAGGAGGCCCUGAUGGCGACCGGUGGAUCCUCACAACGCCUCCUCUAAACACUCCACGGCAACACUGAUAACUAAAGCAGAACAAACCUAUUAAAUAACAUUUACAUGAAUAAGUAGAGCAAAGUGAAAAUAUACCACAACUGCAGAAAAUCAUCUCUCAUCCACUUCUAGUUUGAAGAAGAUACCCCUAUUUACAUAAUAUACACAUGUACAUACAUUCCUACGUAAUGUAAAAUAACAUGCUAAAUCUAUUUCAGAACAUUUAUGAAGAGGAAAUAAUAACAAUAAUGCAGUGAAAUGAUUCCAUGUGUGUAUUUUUUUUCUCUCCUUACUAUUCAGUACAGUUUUCAGGUAAACCUUCAGAGGGCUGUGUCGCCAAAACACUGCUUCUGAUAAAUAAAUGAAAAGAGAAAACCAAAGAUUCCUUUUGAUGUCGGUAAUGACAGUCGAUGAUGACGAUGAUGAUGAAGAAGAUGAGUGUAAUUAUGCAAACUGAUUCCGGUGGCUGCUUGGCAAAGUGGAACGAUUCCACCCGUUGGAAAUGAAGUCCAAGCAGAUCUUAUUUAUGUAUAUUUACAUGAUACUGAUGAAAGACUACAGCUUGAUCCUGACAAGUGGACUUUUCAUUGUGCUAAAUAAUGCAGCGUGAAAUGAUAUUCCCUGCAUCUGUUUACUUUAAUAUCUUAUAACUUUUAUUUUGGAAGUGUCUAUGCAAAUGCAUAAAAAAAAAAAAAGUGUUUGUAAAUAAAUGCCUGUAUAUUUCUGA
This is a messenger RNA of Cyclopterus lumpus (lumpfish), 3770 nucleotides long. RefSeq names its product fatty acid 2-hydroxylase (gene fa2h). The transcript is spliced from 7 exons. Gene Ontology annotation, cellular component: endoplasmic reticulum; membrane. Gene Ontology annotation, biological process: lipid biosynthetic process; fatty acid metabolic process. The record is from RefSeq and is a predicted model, not a curated record. Lineage: Eukaryota; Metazoa; Chordata; Actinopteri; Perciformes; Cyclopteridae. Gene Ontology annotation, molecular function: iron ion binding; fatty acid 2-hydroxylase activity; heme binding. Bases 865 to 1974 code for a protein of 369 amino acids.